Salvelinus fontinalis (brook trout) is the source of this 1995-nucleotide messenger RNA. Its product is annotated as EGF-containing fibulin-like extracellular matrix protein 2. Gene Ontology annotation, molecular function: calcium ion binding. The record is from RefSeq and is a predicted model, not a curated record. Bases 214 to 1335 code for a protein of 373 amino acids. The transcript is spliced from 9 exons. Lineage: Eukaryota; Metazoa; Chordata; Actinopteri; Salmoniformes; Salmonidae.
UUGACGCGGAUGUAACCUGUAAAGAUAGCACCACCUCCCGAUCCUUUUGUUACCCUGUGAUACCCUUGUAAUUUGUACAUACGUUUACUGAUUUCAGGGGAGAAGUUGCUUCUUCAGAUUCACCAUCACUUCUGACGGGACCCUCCGGAGGAAAAUAAUCAAUUGAAUAUUGAUACACACCCAACUAAAAAGUAAUUUCACAGGGACGUCACAAUGCUACGGAUUUACUUGUGCUUGAGUGUUGUCGUCAACAUGGCCGUCUCGCAGGAGGCUGAGGAACCCAUCUCAUACACGUGCACAGAUGGCUAUACAUUUGACAUGGAACGACAAGAAUGCAAAGACAUCAACGAGUGUACCACGGUGCCCGACGCCUGCAAGGGCGGCAUGAGGUGCAUCAACCAUUUCGGAGGCUACUUCUGCCUGCCCCAGAAUGCCCAGAUUAUCGUCAGUAAUGGUGACGACGAGCCCACCGUGGCCCCUCUGGUGGAGGAACAGCCUCCUCUGGCACCCGCCCCUGCUCUACCUGUCCGACGGGUCAUCCAGAGCUCCUUCCAAAGCCAGGGCACCAUGCAGUGUGCCGCGGGGUUCGUGUUGGACGAGCUCAACUACUGCCGUGAUGUGAACGAGUGUGAGGGGAGCAACCCCUGUCAGCACCAGUGCUACAACAUCAUGGGGUCCUUCAUCUGCCAGUGUGAGCAGGGUUAUGAUCUAGGCUCUAACCAAGCCUCCUGCCAAGAUAUCGACGAAUGCGCCUUCUCGAGUUACAUGUGCCAGUGGCAGUGCGUGAAUCAGCCCGGAGGAUAUGUCUGUGCCUGUCCCGAGGGAUACCAGCUCCAAGGCAACCGAAUGUGCCAAGACAUAGAUGAGUGUGAAACAGGAAACAACUGCCGCGAGGACGAGAUGUGUUGGAACUACUUUGGCGGUUUCCGCUGCUACCCCAGGAACCCUUGCCAUGAGCCCUAUGUGAAGACAGGAGAGGGGCGUUGCAGCUGCCAGUCGCCCACAAUGUGCAGAGGCCUGCCGCCGUCCAUCGUCUACAAGUACAUGAGCAUCUCGUCGGAGCGCUCCGUCCCAGCCGACAUCUUCCAGAUACAGGCCACGAGCGUCUACCCUAACAUGCACAACACCUUCAGGAUCAAGUCUGGCAACGAGGGAGGGGAGUUCUUCCUCAGGCGCUCCAGUAACGUCAGCGCCAUGCUGGUGAUGACCAAGCCGCUGACCGGACCGCGGGAGCACGUGGUCGACCUGGAGAUGGUCACCCACAACAAUGCCCUCAACUACCGCUCCAGCUCUCUGCUCCGGCUCACCAUCAUCGUGGGACCCCAUGCCUUCUAAAUUCCAGUUCUAAAUUGCUCUCAGGCACUGAUCUUAGAUCAGUUUACCUGUCCCCAUAUCUCGUAUUAUCCAUUAGUGGAUCAAAUGCAAAACUACUCAGCCCUCUUACUCCCUGCCAGAGCCUCACAAGGCCUAACACUCUCUGUACUGCUUGGAUCUAAUAGAGAUAUCCACAUACUCCCUGCAAGGGUUUCCCAUUCCUGGUCCUUGUCCCGUGUUGGCUAGUUUUCAUUCAAAUUGAUGGCUGUAUAAAUUGGGAUUGAAGGUAUAUUGUCUAAUCUGCUGGUUGAGCACUGGACUGGGUGAAAUUGUUUUGGUUUAGCUCAAAAGUGUGUAUUCCUUUCUUAGAGAAGGAACCAUUGGGUAAUUGCAGUGAAAACCAACACACACACACAGAGUACAUACUGUAGGAGCAGGAGGGUGAAAUAGCCAGGCCACAAAAUCGUCACUUUAUGCAUCACUGGCUAACGAUAACAUUGUAAGAGCAUAACGUGACUUAAAUUGAGCACAACUCCUUCUUAUUCAUCCCUUGCUAAAUGUACGUAUUGCACUGUAGUGGGAGAAUGAGUUCUCGUCACAUUGAAAUGUCAACCUUAGGCUAGUCAAGAUGUGUUUUCCUGCAGAGAAAUGACCAGUGUUUGAAAUCACACUUGUUCUUUU